Grus americana (Whooping crane) is the source of this 6114-nucleotide messenger RNA. RefSeq names its product interferon gamma receptor 1 (gene IFNGR1). NCBI's taxonomy places the organism in Eukaryota, Metazoa, Chordata, Aves, Gruiformes, Gruidae. The coding region runs from base 108 to 1454 and encodes 448 amino acids. Gene Ontology annotation, cellular component: membrane. The record is from RefSeq and is a predicted model, not a curated record. The transcript has 7 exons. Gene Ontology annotation, molecular function: cytokine binding; cytokine receptor activity.
CCUUCCCGGCCGUGCCUGCGGGGAGAGCAGCGCGCAGGCGCCGAGCCGAACUGAGCGCGGUGGGGGAGCACGAGCCGGGGCGUCCCCGGCGCGCGCCCCUAGGUGCCAUGCGGGUGCCGCUGGCCCUCCUGGCGCUCGCGGCGCUGCUGGCGUCCCACCGGAGCGCGGCCUCCCGCGGGGAGCAGCCGCCCGCAGUGCCUUCACCAGCACAGAUUGUGGUAACAUCCAACAAUUUCAAAAGUAUCUUACAUUGGCAGUACCCACCUAUGUCUGAAACUCCUCAUUUUAUUGUGGAAAUCAAACCUUACAAUUUAGGUUACUAUAAGAUCAUCUCAUCUUGUGUGAACACUUCAGCUCAUUUUUGUGACUUCUCAAGCGAAAUAUCUGAGCCUUUAACUUCUCACUGGCUUCGAGUUAAAGCUGUUGUUGGGUCACAACAGUCUGAGUAUGUUGAGACAAAUGAGUUUAUUUUGCAGAAGCAUGGAAAAAUAGGACCACCAACACUGAAUCUCUCAAGGCACGGUGAUAAAAUCGUGGUUGAUAUUUACCAUCCUGCAUUCCCAUCUGCGGAGCUUCUUCCUCAGAUCAGUGGCAUUUAUUCAGAGCCCAUGUACUUGGUGACUUUUUGGGAUCGUAAAAAUCAGAGUAAAGAAGAGUUUGCUGAAGACAACUGUACGAUGUAUAAAUGUAGCCUCAACAUCCCAGUUCCUGCUGAAGGUUCCACUUACUGUGUUUCAGCGAAGGGAAGUUUUUAUGGUGAUCUGAUGAUUAGUGCCCCAUCAGAUGAAAUCUGCAUUCAUGUUCCUCUCAAACAGACACUGAGUAAGAAGAUUCUAAAACUUAGCAUGCAGGAUAUUAUCAUUGUCUGUGGUGUUAUUCUGAGCCUGAGUGUAAUUUUGACAGUAUGUUGUGGCUGCAGGAAACUAAGGAAGAACAACAUAAAGCUGCCUAAGUCUUUGGUCAGCGUGAUAAGAAACCUGAACACAGACAGCAUUUUAGAAGCAAAAUCAGAGGCAAAAUACAUUUCUGUAAUAAGCUUCGUGCCAGGCCAGUCAGUGUUGCCAGUGAAUGAAGGAGUAACCUUGCUGAAAGCAGAGCCAAAAGAGGAAACCGUUAGUCCUCAGAAUUCCAGUGAAGCAGCAUCUUCUGUUCCUCCCCCAGAGGCACCAGCCGAAGCAGAAGAGGUGUCUGUGCAGGAAAACACAGAAGAGGUAUCUUCAGAUGAUGAACAGAAUCACAAAGUAAAAGAGAGUUAUUUCAUUUCUAACAGUAGCCAAAUGGAUAUAUGCAGUAACUCUUCGGGUCCAGAGGUUUCUGCGACAGAAAUACAAGAAACAGUCAUUCCAAGCAGCUGCCUCAAGUUUUCUGGCUAUGACAAGCCUCAUGUGCCAUUAGAUAUGUUGAUAGAUGUUGGCGAAGAACAGCCUGUGGUUGCUUACAGGCUGACUGAGUAACCAGCAUGGCUGAAGUGUUUAACCAGAACUCAGGAACAACAGCAUUACUGAAGAUUAUGGAGAGUCUGGGUUAUAUUAUGAACAUCUAGAAAUUCUACUUGUUCUGAUCCAACCAGAAUAACCAGUACACAACUUAGCAGAGUGGGAUCCUGAAAUGGGAGUGAAAGUAGUGCCUGAGAACAGCAUAAAACCUGGGGGGACACUUCAUAAUAACAACUUUUAGAAGUGUUCAUGUAUAUGACAUAGCUCACUAUUUACUAUUUGAAAUAGCAGUCUUUUUUUUUUUUUUUUAAACAGUACUCUAUGGAGAACAAACUCCGUGAAGGAGUAUAAAACAGCAGCUGUAUCAUUAUUCCCUUAUGUUUCAAAUCCUUUUCAAAAUUAAUUUGAUGUACAUAAUGCUUAAGAAAUCCUUCACUUGGUUACAACAGGUGUGCAAGAAAUAUUUGAGAGUUUUUGCCUUUACUGUAGGUAUUCCCUUAUUUUUGUUUUCUAUUGAAGAGUAUUUUUGUAUUAAAAUGCUACUAUUUCUUGUAAGCAAGCAUAUGCCUAUAACCUUUUCCUGUAUAUCUUAAGAAUUAGGUUCUAUGGCCAAGAACUGUUAUUGAUAGUCUUUUCUGAAACUAGAAGUGUGUACUUCCAGGAUCAUUACUUUGUACACUUUGGUGACUAAAUAAUAGACUUUUUCCUUUAUAACGUAAGUCCUCUGACUAAAAAAGCUAUUUUUAAAAGUGCUGUUACUUGUGUAUAGCUGCAUCCAUUUGGAUCACCUAGAUACAUUGUGUAACCGUGUCACGUUCUGGAUUAACUUCUGUGUUAGCAUGCUCGCUGAUCCUCACUGGGAAAAAAAAAAGUGUGUAGUGGGUGGUUGCACAGAUUCUUUAAAAAAUGUUUUCAAAAUUUGGCUUUCCUUCAGAACAUUUUUAUCCUUGUUCUUAGAACAAUAUGAUUUUUUUAAAUAAUAAUCAAUAGGACUCUUCCAGACAUGUUUUCUAGCAGGUUGAAAAAGACUACCAUUUUUUCACUUCUUAAUGACUUAACUCAGGCACUACACCAAAUUACCUCCCUCUAAAAAUGCAUCUCAAGACAAUAGAGAAGUAGUGUGGUAAAUUGUAGUUCGUAAGUUAUUGUCAUCUGACAGCCCUCUGAAUUUUGUAACAUGCGAUUAUAAUUUUGAAAUCUGAAGGAAGAGAAUUGUAUUUUUUAUAUUUAAAAGGUUUUGAAUCUGCCUGCAAUCCAGUUAUUUGCCUUCAGUCAAGGUCUGAUGGGUAUUUUCUCUUUGUAGGAAGAGUUUACGAUAGUUGUUAAUGAAGCUUAGUUCAGAAAAAAGGAUGUUUUACAGAUCCAAGGUGGUGCAUCUAUGCAAAAAUCAUAUCUUUGUUUUAAAAGAUAGUUUUUGUAGGAUUAUCAGAAAUGUUUGCAUGCUAUAGAUGUUUUUAAAGGAAAACCAGUAUUGUAGUACUUCUGUCUUAACAUUUCUCAGUAGCAUGAGUAUUCCUAGGAUAAAGUUAGUUUAUACAACAGUUUCUGGACUGCUUGCAUUCCUGUCGAUAUCAGACAUUAACCACAAUGGUAUAUACUCAGUUCCCAAAGAUGUGAAGGCAAUAGCUGUUUUUUUCCUUCUCUACGCAGGGGAAGGUAACAGAUCUGUCAGCAGGGUUUUGAUAAUUUUAGGAAAAGCCAAAUCAAACAGGUGAAUCUUGUAGUUAUGCUAUAAUGGAAAGCUCAGCAAGAAGGAUUUUGGUGAUGUUAGCUGGCUUUGGUAUGUUUCUGCAUUAUGUUCAAAUGUAGUGAGACCCCCCCAGUAACUUUUGCAGUAUCAUGUUCUGAGUUGAGUUCCUAGAAGGCGUUGCUGGUGACCUACUGCUUAGGAUCCACUAGCGUGUAGAUCUCCCCAUUGCAGAAGUGCAGAAAAUAACUCUCGUGGUGUUACAAGUAGGGUUUGAAAAUCAGAAUUCACUUGCACUUGAAACUUCAACUAAACUGACUUUUCAGUUAAUAUGGUUCACCACUGAAGCAUGCUUUUAGCAGUCUUGCUACUAAAGAGAUGAGCAGCUGUGUCUUGUGCAGAGUUUCUUUCUUUCAGGUUUUGUAGGUUUGUUGAUAAGUACAAAUGGCAAUAAAUAGCUCAGGAAUUUAUAAAUGUCAGGUAAAUAUUUAAGUUAAAUUUGGCUCAGAAAUAGGGUGUUAGAAACUGUGAGGUUAGCUUGGGUUUUUUGGGAAGAAAUUUCUGAUCAGACAAUUUGCUGAGGAUUUCAUCUUCUUGCUAUUGGUAGCUCGUUUUUCUUCUGUAAGUUUUUUUCCAAAAAAAAUGUUGCUGUUCCCCAAGAAGAUCAGGAAUUAGCCAUAGUAAUCAUUCCAUUCGGUAUGUCUGCCUCGAAACUAUUCUGUCAGAAGUAUGUAAUUUCUUGGAAGUGUUAGAUUUACAUUCUAGUUAGAUUUACAUUCUUAACAGUGCAUGUCAAAACCCUGGCACUGUUAGGAAAAUUAUUGACUAAGACUCAGCCUCUUAGAUAUGUGCGAACAUAAGAGAUCACUGAGUGUUUUCUAUUCUGGAAGGUUUUCCUGUUUUCCCUGGAAAGGGAAUGAUAUUUUUUGCCUGUGUGAGGGCAGAUAGAUGCAUUUUAAAACCAAGUGACUGUCUCGGAUUCUUUUCUCUUCCCCCUGCAAUACUACUACAUUGUACAUUGUCCUGAGUCUUUCAAGUCACAUGGAGUCUACCAGCCAGGUGCUAGGAUGUAAUUAAGGACAAGGAUGUAAAGACAGAUCAGAAAUGACACUGAAAUAUAUCAUGAGCAUAUGGGAAAAAUUUGGCAUGGUGGGUAGUUACAUAUAAUGGCAAGGCACUGUUAUUCUGUAAGCUGAAAAUCAAGCACAGGAGUAUGAGUGCUUUGUGCUAUACAACAUAUAUAUCUAUGUGUGCACAACUAGCCACCUCUUGUAACUAUCACAAGGUUAAAUGUUUUUUUAAUGAAAAUUUCUGAACUGUAAUUACAAAAAGCCACUGAAUUAUCACCCUCCUUGCAGGUAUGUUUUCUGUGUGCUGUGUACUUAACAAGUAGCCAAUAGCAUGGGGAAAGUUUAGAUGUUUACAUUGGUCAGGCCAUCUUGCAGUUUUAUAAUUGUGAAAUAAAGAAGUUUAAGGGUGCACAAAGCACCAGAUUCUUUUAUUAGCUGUGACUAGCUGAAAAUGUGAAGCCACGAUGAGACAAGAAUGGGUUCCCUGGGUCUCUAUUUCCCCCAGUCUUGUUUCCAGCAGUUGCUAGUAGCGGUAUUAAGAGAGUGCCUAAAAACAGGGCAAGUACAUGACGGUGUUUGUGCUGGGAUAGAGCCCAGCAGCCUGCAGUGGGAGGACCUCUUGGGAUGGGGAACGUGGAAAUGCCUUACCAGGUACAGCUAGUUAGCCUUGUUUUUGCAAGUAGUACCAAAUAUCUGAGCCACGUCGUUUGGAAGCUGUCAGGUAGUAUUUAUCUAUGCAUUUUCACUUAACCACUAAAUUAGUUUAAUAAAUUAAUAUUCUUGUGGUGAUGUAGUAGUUUGUUUAAGCAUCUCAUGCAGAGCACCUUGACACAAGAUAUCAAAGUUCAUUACAUUUACAGGUUCAAGAUCAUUUAAUAUUCAUGCCUUUUCCAGACAUACCAGCUAUCCAGUAUGACACACAUAUAAGGUUUCACCACUUCAAGCUGUUUCAGGUGAUUUUUUUACUCGUCAUGGCUGCUCAGCUUUCCUCCUUUCCUGUCUCCUAAAGGUGAUUUGGGAGAUGAUGGAAUAUAAAAAACUGCAUCGCAAAACUUUGGCCUAAUACCUGACAACAUUUCUAAGAAAUUCUUUAGUUCUCAUUUUUGCACAGACAUUGUAACUUUUCAUUAUCAGAUCUGCAAUUAACAACGAAGUAUUGUGGUAAUACUGCGUGCUGGCACAGAAGCAUCAAAUGUUCAGCUUUUAUGCUUUUUCCACAUAAAUCAAUAAUGUUGUUAAAAAAAAAAUCAUUCUUGUCAAAUCUACUGACAUCUGUGGAAACAAGAUGUCUUGUAGCGUCCCAGUUGCUGAGAACAGACAUGCAUAUUUGUAUGUAGUCCUUCACUAGUUAAGACUGCAGGAGAAGAAACUUGCAUGAGAAGAGCUGUUUUUCUCAAGGCUAGAAAUAACCGUUUGCUCUGAAGUGGUGCCAUGUAAACCAUUUAGUAUUAAUAAAUAAGAGCUAUUGUACUCAAAUUAAUAGUUUCAGCAUGUCUUAAAAAAACAACAAACACAAAGCGCCCUUCAUCUUAUGUGACCUGCAUAGAUUUCUUUAGUGUUUUUUUUUAAAAAUUCAGUCCUUUAAUUAUGAAGCCCUUGUUUAUUAAUACACUUUCUAUAUUCUCUAAAUGGGUGCGAUCACUGAGCUAGGUGGGACCUCCAGGGGUCUGUGGUUCAUUCUUCUCCCCAGAACUGCAUCGUUCCUCCUACGCAUCAGGCAAUUUAUUCUAAGAGUUCUUUACCCCUAGAAAGUAUUUUCUAAUGUCUAAUGCAAGUCUUCCCGACUUUAGGAACUUAAUUAUCCACAGCGGGCCUGCUGAAUAUACCUUGGUUCUUGUCUGAAAUUUGUAACUAAACUAUUUGUACAUACUGUAAAUUUUAAAUGUCUUUGCAUUGAAUUAAAAAACUGUCAGAAUACAAA